AAUUUGAGAACCAAUUCAGCAUAUCACAGCAUCAGCUGGAGGAGCAGGGACAUCUCUACAUCACAGCAGAGGUCAAGAUGAGUCGCAAAAGGAAGCUGAGAGAUGACCAAGAACCUUUCUUGGUGCAACAUCACCCACUCACAUCUGACCAACUCUGUGAUCUCCUUGGUGCUCAGGAGGAUGAGGUGAUGGAGGCAGUUGUUUCACAGGUGUCUGAACCAAAAGCUGGACAAGUGUUCUUGGUUGACUGUGCAGGUGCACGAUUUGCCCGCUAUGACUACCACCGCUGGACUGCCUUCUACCACCACAAUGGCCUUGGUCCGCUACUGCCCCCAUCCACUCCCGACCCUCUGAAAGACUGGAUGGAAGUUCGCUACAACAAAAAACUUGGUUCUCAUGGGCACCUGGGGCAGGGCGCCAUUCGCAUUGUGUACAAGUUGAAGUCUGAGGAGCGGCACAUGGUGGAGGCACCGGGCGUGGCAGUGGCACCCUUCCGCAUCAUCCAUUACCUGGAGAAACUGCCAGCACAGGUGGAGAGCAGCAUCACACAACACCUGGAGGAGGAGGAUGCCCAGAUGCGCCUCCAGGAAGAAAACCAGCGCAAGGAGAGGGAAGCUGAGGAGAAGAGGAAGGAAAUGGAAGGAGCACAAAAGGGUGAAAGCAAAUUUGGGCGACGGAGAAAACCAAAUAGCCGGUACUCAGAACUGUACUCACUGGAGGCAAUUAGGGGCAAGGCAGCAAGUGGUGAUAGUCAGUCUGAUGAGGAACUAGCAGAAGCAGAGCCAAGCAGGGGCAUGAGCACUUUCCUGAAGAUGCCAGGGAUGAAGGCGAAUGGCAAGGGACAGCGAAGGGGUGGCAGGAUAGCGAGGGGAGGGCCUAGCAGGGGCUUCAGGGACACCAGUGGCUGCACUUGGCUGGAUGCAUAUGGACUGGAGAGAACCAAACCAAAAAGCUCGGCACUGUUUAGAAUGUGUGACGAUGAUGAUGAUGAUGAUGAUGGUGAUGGUGAUAGUGAUGGUGAUGAUGAUGGUGAUGGUGGUGGUGGUGGUGAUGGUGUGAAAGGAGGAAGUGAUGAGAAUGAAUCUAUUGAGGAAGAGGAAGAAGAGGAGGAGGAUGAGGAGGAGGAGGAGCAAGAGGAGGAAGAAAAAGAAGAGGAAGAAGAUGAUGGCAUGAAGAAUGAAGAUGGUGCAGAUAUGGUAGACUUUCCUCAACUUUUAGGAUAUGCAAUUGAUCUUUCUCCACAAGCUGGUGACUCUCCCACAACUGAUGAGGUCAAGAUUACCAUCACACAUUCUGACCCAAGUAAUCCCAUCUGCUCCGACGCCUCCAGUGCUGACAGUAGUGCCAUCCCUACCACAAUUCCUACUGAGGAGCCUUGCAAGAGUACUUCAGAAGGUAGUGGGACAGAAGGAGUUCUACCUCGAAGAAGGAAAUGUCUUGGCAGGCCGAGGUACAGGGGACUCCAGAAACUACCACUGAAGAGGAAAAAAGGAGAGAAGGAGGAUGAAGAGGAAAAGAUGGAGGGAGAAAAAGACGAAGAGAUAGAAAUGGAUUAUUCUCCAGAUGAAGCACGGCCCUAUAAACUCCAUGAAGGGCGGCUUUUCCAUGCAGAUGCUGAGGAUAUAUUCCGUCAGGCAGUGAAGGGAGACAUUGAGGUACAUCGCCUAGGUGUGAAGACUCCCAAAGCUGGAGCCCUGUAUGUACUCGACAAGGGUUUUGUUCCAUUCAGUGACUCUCUGCCAUGGUUGAGGGAAUACUACUAUCGCUCCCACAGUGUGCUUAUGGAACGCUUUACUCUCAGAGAGACACCCCGCCAACCCCACCCAACUGCCAAGACUCUCUUCACGUAUUCCACGCCAAACACCACACUCUGCAUCGUCCACUAUGAAAAGCCUGAGAAGAAUCACACACAGGUAGAGAAAGGAAAACUGAAAACAAAGAAGGGAAAUAAGAAGAAAAAAGACAAGAUGAAUAUUAAACCUGGAAUCUACACUGAAUCAAACUCAAACCUCAACCUGUCACUGGUGGAGGCCAUGCUAACCCGACCUGACCCCUCCAGACUUGUGUCAGCACCGGUGCUUAACCCACAGCCUUUCCAAGUGUACCUGCUGAGUGUACCUGCUCACAACACCUCCAAGGUACUGGACAACUACUGCUGGACUGACAAGGGAUUCAAGCGGUGGCCAACAGACUCCUCAGGGUCAGCCACUCGACUCCUCUGCUACCACUCCCCCAUGAAGAUCACCAGGAAUGCCAUGUGCACAGCCCUCAUGAGACAUGAGUUCCGCCUGCCCUCUCCUGACACCCAGGAUGUGCGAGUGGUUCACUACAUGCCCACCCGGGAGUUCAGGGAAUAUGUGGUGAUUGCAAAUGCUGCCAAACAGAUGCAGAAGGUGACAGAGGCAGUGUGGCAUGACCCUCCUGUAGCAGAGGAUGUGGCACCCCUUCAGACGUCCAGCUCCCGCCUGCGUCCCGGUGUGGUUUGGGAGCUGCUGACUCAAGGCAAUGCCAGCUGUGUUAUAUUGGUGCCCCAGGCUGGUGGUGUCUACCUCACUUCCCAUUGUGACUCCCCCGAUAUACUGGAGUGGGAGGAUAUGGCACAGCUCCAGAUCCAGCCACGGAUGUACCAGGUAUUGGAGGUGUGCCAGCGGGUGAAGGGGGACAAGCCGCGCCUCAUCAGACUCUGCUACACCUCCCGCAAGGUUCCCUACAAGGUGCUGGUGCAUUACUUGGGUGAUACAAGACCUUAUGUGAAUCUGAGUGUCAACGUGCUCACUGCUGCCGAUGAUGAUGAUACUCCUGCAGGUAAACAAAAAGAGCAAGGAGAACAAGGAACUGGACUGAAACAAAAGGAAGAUGAAGUAGAAGAAAAAGGAGGCAAAGAGGAGACAGAAAAGAUCAGCAUAGCCCAGUCUUACCUGAGAAAUGAUCAGCUGUACAAGAUAAGUCCACACCAUCUUCGGGAGGUCGGCUGUGUGGCAUUGAAACCCGAGGACCUUGAUGUGGAGGUGGAGGCCACUUUCCAGCAGUCCUCAAAUCAGCUGGAGGAAACCCUCAUUCCACCGGACAAGCCUGGGCUGUAUCACUAUGGACACCGCAUGAUGAAGAAAAGAAUUAUUCGUCUCCUGGAAAACUUAGACCGCAGUCGCAAGACCCAGUUACCUAUUAAGAAUCCUGAGGCAGGAGAGGCUUAUCUGGUCACCAAACCCACAAACAAGACUGUGAUGGAUCCUUACAAGUGGACACAGAAGGGGUGGACACCAAUACCACGCAAGGACCCAGUGGUUCUGUGGCGCUGGGGUCUGCUCCGCCACAAGAAGCACGCUUGGGCUCCACCACUCAUCCGCAUUGACUAUGUCCACCUCCACGUCAAUACUGAUUUGAUGCUCCUCCACUAUGUGCCAACCAAGGACAAUGAGAACAUGCUGGAAAUUAGGAGUGCAAUAGUACCACUGAGGACUGAGACCCAUACCUUGCUCUCAAUGGGUGACGUCAAUUUUGGGCAACACUCGCAGCUCCUCACCAACAGUCCUCUGCCACCCAGCCACAUCUGGGAGCUGUUGAGUGCUGGGGGCGGCCUCACACAGCCCAUCACUGAGCCCCAGCCUGGCGGUGUGUACGUCACCAACAUGGACUCCAAGGACAGACUUGACCUGUACUCCUGGAAGGUUUUGGGGGACAUCCGCCUCUCUUGCAAUGACUAUGGGCUGCUGGAGACAUCAGCCUUGGUGGAGUGGGGCAGUGGAGAGGUCAGACUGGGGCGCCUCACCUACCACACACCACUCAUCAGGGCCAGAACUGUUAUACACUACAUGGGUGACUGCAGACCCUACCUAGACAGAGCUAAGAAUGAGGAGCAGGAACGCCUCAAAAGACUGGAGGUCAUUGCAAAGGUCACCAAUUCAGCUGCCACACUUGACCUGACUCACCUGGAGGUCAGCACCAACCUUGGGUCAGCUAGGGGAGAUGGAGUGGGACGCGACCCAGCCACAGAGGCAGUUGGAUCAAUUCUGGCUGGCUUAGGAAGUAACAUUAUGGAUUCUGACACUCUGAACCAAACCUUUGCAGAGUUAGGAGGAGAGGUGGAGGGGCUUUGUGAUGGAUCACCCUCCACCACCUCUCCUGCUGUCACUCGCCUGGAGGACCAACACCUGCAGGACUCCACCCUUCCACCCAUACAAGUGGCUUAUGGCUCCAUCUCCACCACUGCACUCGUCAAUCAGCUGUUUCCGGAAGGGCUGCCCAAGAUUACAGUUCAGAAGAUACUGAGCCCCAUAACCUUCAUUCCUCAUGAGAUACUGGAAGUGGAAGAGGGAGAGGUUGGCCCACUCAGGAAGCGUCGCACAGAGCAGCACCUUCUGGAGUUACCUGAGAUGAAGAAUGACACAAAGGAUGAAGAGCGACGGAUGCUGCGAGGGCCAUACAGGGCCAUCCCACGCACCCUGCAGGACUGGAAUGAAGAGGAGGAAUGUGAUGAUGGUGGUGAUGGAAGCUGUGAGGGGCAGCGCAAGACUCGCCUUGAGAUCACCACCACUGAGUCACGCACCAUUGUUUACAUCCGCCAGCAUCACACUCUGACAGAGAAACAGCUGGACCACUUCCUCUGCAACCCAGAUGUCAGCAGGGUAUCAUUUCUUCCACUCAUUGACCCACAGCCUGGUGAUGUGUAUGUGGUGGCUAUACCCUACAGAAAAGGAGAAGUGCGGCGUCUGGAUUGCCAUGACUGGUACGUCACUGGACACAAGAAGGGCAAGUUCCGGCGCACCUACAGCUACAUCAAGGACCAGGAGGGGAACACCAGCCAUCGCCUCCUGCGCUAUACUUACGACUAUGCUUGGGAGGAUAGUCCAGGCCUCCGAGUGGUGCAUUACAUCCCUGGAGACCCACGGCAUCAGGUGCUGUGCUGUGGAAAGAAGCCAAACUAUGAGGAGGAGCCUGAAGGGAAAGGAUCUGGUCCUCUUUACCGAGCUUACACAGCCUCCAUGACUUACCGAGAUGUGCUGCUUAUCAUGAAUGACCCUCCUUUAUACCAUGUGUGUGAGCUGCCCAUUCAUGAUCCCAAGGCAGGGGAUGUGUACAUCAUCAAGGCUCCAUCCCUGGCUCUUGCACAGCGAGAAAGCAUGUAUGACAACCUGAUCUGGACUGAGGGUCAGGUCAAAAACGUGGGAGGCAAGCGGCCAGCACUGCGUAAGACCAAGUACCUCUCCUUUGACCCCUCGGACGGAACAAGAUCAGAUGCCUUUGUGCGGGUGACCUGGGAGAGACUGCUUGACCCAUCUGAGGUCACAGCCCAGCUGGGGGGAGGUCACAGACGGCAGCCGCUAGUCAUCAUUCACUAUUUGGGUGAUGAAACAAUGGCUGGUGAAAUGAUGCGGAGAGGCAAGGACGGCACGCUUCACCUGCGACAGAUCCAGCACUACAUGGAGACUGGCUCUUACCUGCCCUCAGUGCACAUCACAGAGAAGAAUAGCAUCAGGAAGUCAGCCAAGAAAUUUACCAUUGAAAAUAACAUCCUGUAUUACAUCAGCAAGAGCCAGAGGGAGAUGAGACGUGUGUUGUACACCAAUGAGGAGAAGAACAAGGCAUUUGAGGAGUGUCACAUCAUGCCCAAGACUGGAGAACACUGUGGUCGCACUAAGACACUGAAGAGGCUCUCAGAGAAGUAUUACUGGACUAACAUGGUGGAGGAUUUAGUGGCCAUGAUUGUGAGAUGCAAAGCAUGUGAGUUCAAUAAGUUGAAUCGACCCAACCAGAGAUUUGUGCGAGUGACUGAACCAUGGGAAGUGGUCAGCAUUGACAUCAUAGGUCAGUUUGUAGCAUCAAGUUGUGGCAAUAAUUUUGUAGCUGUCAUCAUUGACAUGUUUACGAAAUACACAGUGGUGGUGCCUCUGCGUGACACCACUGUAUCCGAUGUGACCUCUGCCCUAGAGACAGCUGUGUUUCUGCAAGGCCCUCCCAGGAAGUUUAUUUCAGAUCAGUGUGAGGAGUUUGUGCAGGAGCUAAGCCUGGAGCUGGACAUGCGGCUUGGGGUGAAUGUGGUGGCUGUCAGCAAGACACAGAUGAAUCGACCAGAGGAGGCCAACAUCAAGACCUCUAUCCUUCACCACUGCCUUGAGGCUGAUGCUGACUGGAAGGACCAGCUACAGAAGAAGGUGUAUGAAAUCAAUACAGAGUACAUGACAACAAGUGGCUACACUCCCUUCUACCUCAUGUUCCACAGGGAGCCACGGCCCAUUGACGGGAGUCUGAGUCUGAGGGUGAACAGCAAUAGCAAGCCAACCUUCUUAGUGCGGGACAUUGAGCCGUACAUGGAAGAAAGGGACCAGCGUGCCUCAGAGAUAAUCAAUCAGGUGUUGACAGGCCAGCCAGCAACUGAGAGGACCAAGGUGUAUCUGGAGGAGGCAGGGGCAAGUGCAAGAGAGGCUGGGGAUCUCCUUAAUGGGGUGCUGGAAGAAGGUGGUGGGUCAGUGUACGAAAUGGGAGAUGGAGAAGGACACGUGGUGGUGGUGGCAGGAGGUGUGGCAGGGCUGGAGGGAGGUGGGGAUGGAGGGGAGGAGGAGGGGCAGCACAUGGUAGUGGUGCAACCAGGAGUUGGAGAUCAAGGUGUCAUCAUGCUAGCUGAGAACCAGGUCAUCAUGGAAGCAGUGGCAGGGCAGCAGUUUACUUACUUACCUUCCUCGUGAUCCAAGGUGCUGUGAGAUUGGUGUGUGUGUGAUUUUGUUUCUAUUAUUUAUUGUUCUUUUUCUUCCCUUUGUGUUUCUGUUCUGUUACCCUCAGGUUGCAUUAGUUUCUGCCUCUUACCUUUAUUUAUUUUCUCACAUCUCAUUUCAUCCUUCAUCUAUCUUUUUCAUCCUUUUCUUUAUUUACCAUUCUCUGUCUCCUUUGUGUACUUCCCAUUCUGAUUCCUCUCAUUCUUCUCUCCUCUCAUAUUAUUCAAGUUCUCUCCUUCAUAUCAUUCAGUUACCCAUCUUGUCAUAUCAUGUGUCCAUUUCAGAUGUGAAGCCAGAGAUUGCUUAUUCAUUGCUUAUAUAUAAUACUGGACAAAUGACUGACAACACAUCACAUAGGUGAGUGACUGUAUUACUGACCAAGAAUGCAUCUGAGGAAGUGAACAUUCCAUACCUCACCACCGUCAUUCAGGUGACUGGAGAUUGACAGUCUUCUCAAGACAAUC
Messenger RNA from Scylla paramamosain (green mud crab), 7174 nucleotides. RefSeq lists its product as uncharacterized. Lineage: Eukaryota; Metazoa; Arthropoda; Malacostraca; Decapoda; Portunidae. The record is from RefSeq and is a predicted model, not a curated record. Bases 78 to 6683 code for a protein of 2201 amino acids. Gene Ontology annotation, molecular function: nucleic acid binding. The transcript is spliced from 41 exons. Gene Ontology annotation, biological process: DNA integration.